AUGCCAGCUAUUCCGAGCAACAGGAGAGGUCAGGCAGUGAUGCGCCCCGGUCAGUCUCUCCCAAAGGUCAACGGCAAGGAGCCAGUGACUGACCUUUCCGCAGAGCCCACUGUUCCUCCUACCGUCUCGAGGAUCCGUCGAGGCGGCAAAGCUGCGCAGGAGGCGUACAGCUGUCUCGACAUCCGUCAGAGCAUCUUUGCCUUCCUGGACCGUGCGACGCUCGCGGGAGCCCUCCGGCUCAGCCGGAAGUCCACCGCCAGUGUAGCGGAGAUACUCUACCAUAGAGUAGGGGUGUCGGUCAUGGCCAGUAUGGGUCGCGGGACGGAGAGGCGCAGGGUAUACUGCGACGCCGUGCGGAUCCUAGACCGAAACACUCCCCCUCCCUUCGAGCCGCUCCUCGCGGAGUAUGGCCCUCGGCACGCCGAGUUCCAAAGAGCUCCGGUCCGCUUUGACCUCAAAAGGCUCAGCUCCGACCUUGUCAUCUGGCUUCGGAAAUUCCCAAACCUCCGCACCAUCUAUGCGGAUCUCCCGGCCAACGCAGCGGAUGACGCGUACGUCGUAUACAUCAACGAGGUCCGAGGCGCCGAAGCGAACUCUGUAUUAUCUAUACGGGUCGAGCUGGAGUCCAAAGUCCAAGUUGAGAUGUACGACUAUCCUCUUCCUAUCCCCAACGCCUCCCUCCUCCCUCCUCUCCCAACCAGUGAUCUGAUGGCCAUCUCACAGACGAUCGCUAUACAACUCCUGGCCAACACCAAAAGGAUGUGCCCGAUACGGCUCGACCAGCUUCAAAUGUCGGCGCAUUUCUCGCGGUGGAAGACGUGGCUGUAUCUGGACCCCGCGCUCGAUGCGCGGGUGAGCAGUAUAGACCACUACGUCGUCGGCGAGGAGAUGCGCGUCUCGGUGGACGAUUCACUGUCGUUCCUGGCGGAAAGGAGACAGCGCGGGUGCGCUCCCAUCACCCGAUUCACCCUCUGCCACACACCGAACGCCUUCCUGGCCACGGACGGACCGCCAAUGACGGCCGAACGCCUGCGUGCCAUUGCCGCAGCGAUCGGACCUCAGCUCCAGGAGCUCCGCAUCAGCAUGUCGGCGGUCUGGAGCAGCCCAGCGAUGAAGGAUCUCCAGAUCCCAAUCGGUAUCUUCGACAACGCAUUCCCCUCCCUUCGCAAACUCUUCCUCGGUUUCGAGUACAACUCGACCUCUCUCAAACCUACCGCGUCGCUCCACGGGAUGCCUGCUCUGCAGGUGUUCCAUAUGGAGAACAAAUUCCGCUUCCCCGAGCCGGACAUCACCAGGAUGCCGGAAAUGGUGUAUGGUCUUGGCGCAGACGAGUGCACUUUUUAUUGCCAUGGAUUGAUUACGGUGCUGGAGAUGAAGGCUAUGAAUGAGAGUGUACAAACCCUCCGAAAGCAACGCCGCGAGCAAUCUCUUCCCAUAACCCGGGAUGAGCCUCAGGACCGCCGCGAGCCAUCCCUUCCAGUGUCCCGGAAUAUGCCUCAAGGCCGCCACGCUUCCUCACCAGGGACUGACCCGUCGGACUGGUUCGAGAUCACACAAGCCCCUCCGAAAACUCGCAAUGUGGCUCCAAACCGCCAGGCGUCCUCGUCUGCGGACGACAAGUCGGACUGGUUCGAGAUUAAGCAAUCCCCUCCCAAACCCCGAAAUGGGCCUCAGCGCCAAGUGUCCACUUCCGCCCGGAAGCAGUCGGACUGGUUCGAGAUUGUAUAG
Molecule: messenger RNA, 1728 nt
Organism: Dioszegia hungarica
Lineage: Eukaryota; Fungi; Basidiomycota; Tremellomycetes; Tremellales; Bulleribasidiaceae
Exons: 3
Coding region: 1-1728 (575 amino acids)
Source: RefSeq, a predicted model, not a curated record